Molecule: messenger RNA, 624 nt
Organism: Pedinophyceae sp. YPF-701
Lineage: Eukaryota; Viridiplantae; Chlorophyta; Pedinophyceae
Source: the annotation of a GenBank genome assembly
AUGGAGGGCAUAGGGGCGGGCGACGCGGUGACGUUCUUCAAGAUCCGGAGAACGUGCCUCCAGAUGGUGCGCGACCGCGGCUACGUCGUGUCGGAAGACGACCUCCAUAUGACGCUGGACGAGUUCAGAGAUCAGUUCGGGGACAAUCCCUCAAGAGAGCAACUGGCCUUCAUUGCCGCGAAGGAGGACGACAGCGAGCAGCGCGUGACGGUCAUGUUCGUCUCGGACGAGAAGCCCUCGGCCCAGACCACCAAACGGAUUCUUUCUACCAUGCAAGAGCAGAGCCUGCACCACGCCAUCCUCAUCACGCGGGGCCCCCAGACGAACAACUUCAAGCUGGCAAUGGAAAACCUCUCCGGAGACUACCGCAUCGAGCUGUUCCGGGAGCAGGAGCUCGUCGUCAACAUCACCGAGCACGACCUCGUCCCGCGGCACGAGGUUCUCACGCCCGAGGGCAAGCGGCAGCUCCUCGACAGGUACAAGAUUAAGGACUCGCAGCUCCCAAGGAUCCAGUAUGCUGACGCGGUGGCUAGGUACUACGGGCUGCGGCGCGGGGACGUGGUGCGGAUCAUCCGCCGGUCCGAGACCGCGGGACGCUACGUCACGUACCGGCUGUGCGUGUGA